This is a messenger RNA of Prinia subflava (tawny-flanked prinia), 3458 nucleotides long. It is a transcript of the gene HAPSTR1, whose product is annotated as HUWE1 associated protein modifying stress responses. Lineage: Eukaryota; Metazoa; Chordata; Aves; Passeriformes; Cisticolidae. The transcript has 4 exons. The record is from RefSeq and is a predicted model, not a curated record. The coding region runs from base 155 to 976 and encodes 273 amino acids.
GGGGCGGUGCCGGCGCUAGGAGUGUUUGGGGCCGGCGGAGCGACGGGCGGGCCCGGCAUGGGGGUGAGGUAGGGCCGGCUUGGCGCACGGAACGAGCGCGGCCGGCUGUCGGGACCGGGUGUACGCGGCGGUGGGACGCGGAGCCUGGCGGAGGAUGGAGGACAAGAAGGAGGAGGGCGAGGCGGAGAUCCAGGAGCACGGGCCCGAGCACUGGUUCAGCAAGUGGGAGCGGCAGUGCCUGGCUGAGGCCGAGCAGGAGGAGGCGCUGGCGCCGGAGCUGCAGGACGAGGCGGCGGCUCAGCCCGAGCACAAGCAGCAGAAGCUCUGGCACCUCUUUCAGAAUUCGGCCACCGCCGUGGCGCAGCUCUACAAGGACCGGGUGUGCCAGCAGCCGGGGCUCUCCCUCUGGGUCCCCUUCCAGAACGCCGCCACUGCGGUCACCAACCUCUACAAAGAGAGUGUGGACGCUCACCAGCGAAGCUUUGAUUUAGGAAUUCAGAUAGGCUAUCAGCGGCGGAACAAAGAUGUGCUAGCCUGGGUUAAAAAACGCAGAAGAACUAUCCGAAGAGAAGACUUGAUCAGCUUCCUUUGUGGAAAAGUCCCUCCUCCAAGAAAUUCUAGAGCUCCCCCAAGACUGACUGUAGUAUCCCCUAACCGAGCUACUUCGACAGAAACUAGCUCGUCUGUAGAGACUGAUUUGCAACCCUUCCGUGAAGCCAUAGCUCUGCAUGGUCUUAGUGGUGCAAUGGCUAGUAUAAGUGUUCGCUCCAGUACCCCAGGCUCGCCUACUCACGUGAGCAGUGGCUCCAAUGCUAGUCGAAGGAGAAAUGGACUCCAUGAUGUUGAUUUGAACACUUUCAUAUCAGAAGAAAUGGCACUCCACUUGGACAAUGGUGGAACUAGAAAGCGUACCUCAGCCCAGUGUGGCGAUGUCAUUACAGACUCACCAACUCAUAAACGCAACAGAAUGAUCUAAACUGCAAAAAUUUCAAACCCACCAUGCUGCUUGAAAGCCACUUGAUCCUCAGAGUACUAUUGAAAAGGAAACAUGAGGCCAUCUUUCCAUAUUCACUGUUUAAGACAAAGAGUUCAAUAAAUGCCAUAAAGGAAAUUUUAGAUAUUACAUUAGAUGCCUCUUGUAACUACGGCUUUCUUAAACUAUAUUCUUAGCAGAGGACAUCAGAUAUUGUGUAGUAGUUAGCAAGAUCAUCAUAGGCGAACAUGUAUCUGUUCCAAGGCUAAAAGUGACCUUACUUGUAUUAUUAAAGGGAAAGGAAAUUUCAGAUGUUUAUUUGGCUAUAGAAUUCUUUUUUUUUUUUGUCCUUUAUUUCCUGCUUUGAGUAUUUGCUUAAACAGUAUUGCCAGUUUGACUGGAAUUGUCUACAACAUGACUUGGCAUCUUUGUCAAAACUGCAGGCUUCCAUUUUUGCAGCACUGUACCAUGCACCUAGUUUCUGUAUAGUAACAGUGUGCAAGUUAUAAAUAUUGGACUGUACCCUUUUUAGUUUUAAAAGCAGUUGAUAAUUCUGGUGAUUGUGUGAUAAUGUAAAGAGGUGCUAUGAUGGUCAUGCAAUUAAUACUUAAUAUUGAAUCAAUACAAGGAUCUUUAUUGGAUUCACUUUGUGUGUUCUAGUGCUCUGAAGUAGCAAUAUUAAACUUUUCCCCAAUUAACUUCAUAGGCUUUUAAAUCAGUUUGAGAAAAUAUAUGUACUUAUUGGUAUUAUCCUUGUGGUAAUCAUACACAGUGCAGACUGCACCAGUGCUGACCUAAAUUUAGAGAAAAAUGUCCUGUAAUUGGAAAAUAGGCUUUUCUGUUCAGUAUUAGUGAAGGGUAGGUUUUGUGUACACCCAUAUCCUAUUUUACAUUUCUUGUGAAGUAAUUGCCCAUUGCUGGGGAGGGGUGGGAGGAGAGGGAAUGUGGGGAAUAGUUGGAAAAGGGGUGUGUUCUAACAAGUAAGACUUCUGGUCACAUGUGGAAACUUGGACUAACUUAAACAAGAUUCUGUGGUGCCAUCCCCUUCAAGAGGGAAUGACAUGCAGGUUCUGUGAAGUGCUAAGAAAAUAAUUUAAAACUGGAAGUUGAUUAUAAAACUCUGGAUAAACAUGCUGUAAGCAUGAAUUUAAAAGGAUAAAUGGCUUUCUUUUUGUGUUUAGCUUACAUUCAUAGGAUUGAACUCUGGCUGCCGUAACUUAAGCAUAGUCUAAAACUGAACUAGAGAUCAAGACUGAUCUGAUCUGCUGCAAAUCUGUUUCUGAAUGGGGAAGGACAGAUGUCAGUCUUGGAGUGUCCUGAUUAUUUUUAUAUGUAGAGGGAGAAAGUCUUUGGUGGAGAGCUCUGGCGUUAGGGCCUCUAAAUCUCUGCCUGGGAAAGGGAUAACACAGGAAGAACAAGAAAACUAAGAGCUCCAACCACGCACGUUGGGAAAGGGGUGUUUAGAGGGGUGGUAUGCAUGCUUUAACUGGAAGCAUAGGCUGAUCCUGGGAUUAAGUGUAGCUAUGCUGGAUUCCAGUACUAAAAACUGUGGUUUCUGGCAAAGUUAAGGCACCUUGAGCUCCAUGUUAAUACACAGCUUUUCAAGACUUUUGCUUACGUGCUUGUAGAGUCAGAUCUCUUUUGUAUUAUCUUUGCUGUUUGAAGCAGACUUCACUGUAGGUUUGCCCUUUUUACCCCGGUGCCCUCUCAUCGAUGUCUGUAGUCAAGGCAAGACAGCAAUGCAGUGUGAGAUACUCAAGGCUCUCUACUUGAGCAUGAUUUCCUUGCCUUGUGGUGCUUCCAUCACAUUUCUUUCCCCUGAGGAGCCCUUGAAGAUGCCAGCAGUUGCACAGUCCUGUAGUGAGAGGCUCUGUAGUUCAUGGACAGCUGUCAGAGCUGCUCCAACCCCCACCUGUGUGACGUAGCUGAACUUGCACAUCACUUGAAGACUCAGUACACAUUAAUUUCAGUUACUGCUAUUAACUACAAUUCAUAAGGUUUAGUUAAUGUAAGAUGUUAAUACUGCAUAAAGCUCGUUUUCAUUUGGAGACUGCAUUUUCAGCAAAGAUUUUGAAGAUGGUAUCUGAAUAUACGUUAGUAUUUAUUAGACUGUUGGCAGAGGGAUUUUUCUGUUCUAAAAGAAAGGUGGAGUCCUGAACAGAAAGGACAGGUGUGAGAACCAUUCUUCAGCUCUUCUGUUUGUUUUUUAACUGGCUUGUACAAGUAAGAUGCUUAUGCUCUGCAACUUCUAACACACUUUAUUCUUGAUGAGGUAAAGGACAUCGUACUGGUAUCAGUUCUGCACACAGAGGCUGAACUGUAGCAGUGCUGCUGGUCUAGCCCAAAUACAGAGCCUGUUCAAAUUACUUCUCCCCUUUCUUGCAGUGAAAUAAAUCUUGUUAAUGCUCUGAAGCAUUAAUUCAGUUUAUUACUAAGUCUAAAACUAAAUUUGUCUGGCUUCUUACUUAAUUUGUGCCAUUUUUUU